Molecule: messenger RNA, 1242 nt
Organism: Adineta ricciae
Lineage: Eukaryota; Metazoa; Rotifera; Eurotatoria; Adinetida; Adinetidae
Source: the annotation of a GenBank genome assembly
AUGCCGAAAUUUACCAAAAAAGAUCGUCCUCGUGGUACAAGAAGCAAGACGACAAAAACAGAUGGAACAAGUAUCUAUGACGAUACUGAAGCUGCAGCAGCCACGACAAGUGAAGUCAUCUUGUCAUCGGAUAAUCCCGAAGAAAAACUUGACUCCGCGAUUGAAGGACUUCGAAAUAAAGAUUUAAAGACGCGCGAAAGCUCUUUACGGAGUCUUCAAGUUAUAUUUUCACAAAAAUUCAUUCCUGAACUCGUCAGCGAUCGAAGUGAAAGUUUAACUGAACAAUUGAUUGCCUGUUUGAAAAAAGGCAAUGAAUCUGAAGGGAAAUUAGCAGCUAUCGUUGCAACUUUAUUCUACAUUCAACUUGGCGAACCAAAUGACGAAGGUUUUCAACAAUUUCGUGAUGCUCUUUUGCCAGUUCUUAGAGAUGAAACAAAAUCUGCAUCAUUACGACGAAGUUAUGCACAAGCUGUGGGCAUGAUCUGUUUCAUUGCUAGUGAAGAUAUUUCCUCAACGGUCGAUCUGAUGAAAACAUUGGAGGCAAUCUUUUCGAAAUCUUAUCUACUUAACGAUGGAACAUCUCCAAUUCUAACACACGAUGUUCAAGAAUUACAUGCCGCAGCAUUAGCAUCCUGGUGCUUUCUUCUUUCCACCAUGCCGAAUAAUCAUGCACAUGAUUUAGUGCGACUUUAUGCACCUGAGAAAAUCCCUGGCUUAAUCGAAUCCAGCGACGCAGAUUUACGUAAUCAAGCUGGUGAAACAAUCGCUGUGUUAUACGAGAUUGCCCAAGAAAUCAAUAGUAUCUUUGCUGAGCCACCCGAAUCGUUAUUGACAACAUUGGACAAAAAAGCAACUGAUAGUGUUAAAUACAAAGGCAAAAAAGAAAAACGUUUACAACGCGCUACUUUCCGUGAAAUAUUCAAUUUCUUCGCGGAAGGUACUUCACCGCAAUUUACAAUUAAGUUUGCCCGAGAAGUUUUAGAAAUAUCCUCAUGGACAGGCAGACUCUAUUACAAUGGGUUCAGUGGUUUGUUAGGUACUGGUAUGAAUGUGCAUUUGAAAGAGAAUAGUUUUCUUCGUUCGGUGUUCAAUUUGGAUGAUCUCGAAGCUGAAGAGAGUCAAAAGGCAAAAGGCAAUCGAUUUGAACGACAACUGGCAAAUAAAGCUGCUUUUAAAUUACGUACUCAAGCAUUGAAGAAAACGCGUGCAAAUAAAGUAACACGUAGUCAGCAAGAAGAUUAA